Molecule: messenger RNA, 832 nt
Organism: Guillardia theta CCMP2712
Lineage: Eukaryota; Cryptophyceae; Pyrenomonadales; Geminigeraceae
Exons: 7
Coding region: 24-827 (267 amino acids)
Biological process (GO): protein modification by small protein removal
Molecular function (GO): peptidase activity
Source: RefSeq, a predicted model, not a curated record
GGUCAGGCUGCUGACGGGUGAACAUGUCCUCUCCUGCGUCUUCGGUUGUGCUGCAUGUCUACGACUUGUCGAAUGGGCUGGCUCGACAGAUGUCGCAGGCGUUUCUAGGGAAGCAGAUCGACGGCAUCUGGCACACGGGGGUUGUGAGCUACGGCAAGGAAUUCUUCUUCGGAGGAGGCAUCCAGGUAGGGAUGCCGGGCCGGACCCCCUACGGGCAUCCCGUCGACAGGAUCGAUCUAGGAGAGACCAGGAUACCCGAAGACGUCUUCAUCGAGUUCCUCAACGAUAUCUCCCCGCGCUUCAGCAUGGACACCUACGACCUCCUCCGCAACAACUGCAACCACUUUUCCCAGGAGGCAGCCAAGUUCCUCACCGGCAAGAGCAUCCCGGACUACAUCACGGGCCUGCCGGACGACGUCAUGCAGACCCCGCUGGGGGGCAUGAUCCGUCAAAUGCUCGACCGAGUGCAGGACUACGCGCGGCAGAACGCUGGGACGUCGAUGCCUGUCUUCACGGAGCCGACGGUGACAGCACAUCCGCACGCGUCGCUGGAGCUUCCCUUCAUCUCUAGCUACGACAAGCCCUUCCUCCUGCACGACAAGGGGGACAACGGGCAGAUGAACAUGUCAAAGCUGCGAUCCCUCCACGAGGCUCGUCAUCGAGAUGCCGGCACAGAGGCGACAUCAGAGGAGUCGAGAGCGAUGGAUGCGCUGGAGGAAUACUUGAAGCUCCCUGUGGACUGCGGGGAACCUCUGCCGAGAGAAUGUUACAGGUUUCUAGCAAAGAUCCUUGCUGAUGGCCUGUGCACUCCUGGGGCCCCGUGCUAGAAAUC